AUGGGCAUUGAAAAACUGGCAUUGUUUAUGCUAUACGCCUUUCUCUGUCAACUUGCUUUCUCCUCAUCCUUACCUCAUUUGUGCCGCAAAGAUCAAGCUCAUGCUUUGCUACAAUUCAAGCAAACAUUUACCACAAAUUCUGAUGCUUCUGGUUGUUCUGAACCUUAUGCGAAAACUCUUUCAUGGAAUAGGAGUGCAGAUUGCUGCUCGUGGGACGGAGUUCAUUGUGAUGAAAUGACGGGACAAGUGAUUGAGCUUGAUCUCAGUUGCAGCCAACUUCAAGGCAAGUUUCAUUCCAACAAUAGCCUCUUUCAACUCUCAAAUCUCAAAAAGCUUGAUUUGUCUUAUAAUGAUUUCUCUGGAUCACACCUUUCGCCUAAAUUUGGUGAGUUUUCUGGCUUAACACAUCUUGAUCUAUGGGGUUCAAGUUUUACAGGUCAAAUUCCAUCUGAAAUCUCUUAUCUUUCUAAGUUACACGUUCUUAGUAUCUGGAGUGAAGAUCCAUAUAUGCUUAGAUUUGGACCUCACACUUUUGAACUGCUCCUUAAGAACUUGACUCAAUUAAGAGAGCUUGAGCUUUACGACGUGAACAUCUCUUCCACCAUUCCUCAAAAUUUUUCUUCUUAUUUAACAACUCUACAACUUUUGAACACACAAUUAUGUGGGAUAUUGCCCGAAAGAGUUCUUCACCUUUCCAACUUGGAACUUCUUGAUUUAUCAUACAAUACCCAGCUCACAGUUAGGUUACCGAUGACCAAAUGGAAUAGCAGUACAUCUCUCAUGAAUUUAUAUCUCUGCAGCGUGAAGUUUACUGGUAACUUACCUGAAUCAAUGAGCUAUUUAACUUCACUGCAUGACUUGGACAUGAGUUCUGGUAAUCUUUCAGGGCUGAUUCUUAAACCUCUAUGGAAUCUCACCAACAUAGAGAAUUUGUUCCUUGAAAUUAACAAUCUUGAAGGAACAAUUUCACCGUUCUUCAAAUUUGGAAAACUACGGGGGUUAAAACUUUGGGGAAACAACUUCAGUGGUUCGAUUCCUUCCAAUGUAAGUGGACUACAAAACCUACAAUCACUCGUCUUGUCAUCAAACCACUUGAGUGGGACUAUACCAUCCUGGAUAUUCUCCCUCCCAUCACUAUCUUGGUUAUACUUGAGUGAUAACAAUUUCAGUGGAAAAAUUCAGGAGUUCAAGUCCCAAACAUUAAUCGUAGUUACACUAGAACAAAAUCAGCUGGAAGGUCCUAUACCAAAGUCACUCCUAAACCAGCAGAGCCUAGGAUUUCUUCACCUUUCACAAAAUAAUUUCAGUGGACAGAUUUCUUCAACCAUCUGCAAUCUAAAAACACUGAUAGUGCUAGAUUUGGGAAGUAAUAAUUUGAACGGAACAAUCCCACAAUUUUUGGGUGAGAUUAAUGAACAUGUUCGGGUUUUUGAUUUAAGCAACAAUAGUCUCAGUGGGACAAUUAACACUACUUUUAGUGUAGGAAACCAACUCAGUGUCAUUAAAUUGCAUGGGAAUAAGCUAGAGGGGAAAGUCCCGCGAUCUUUGAUCAACUGCAAGUAUUUGGAACUUCUUGACUUAGGUGACAAUGAGUUGAAUGACACAUUUCCAAAAUGGUUAGGAACUCUACCGAAUUUGAAGCUUUUAAGCUUGAGAUCUAAUAAGUUGCAUGGUCCCAUCAAAGCUUCAAAGAACAAAAAGUUGUUUGCCCAACUUCAAAUUAUGGAUCUCUCAUCUAAUGGGUUUAGUGGGAAUUUACCAGAAAGUCUUUUUGACAAUUUCCAAGCCAUGAAGAUAAUUGAUAAGAACGCGAGAACCCCAUGGUACGUAGGAGAUCAAUAUGGUAUAUUUUAUGAUUCUGUGAUGACAAUUACAACAAAGGGAUUGGAUUUUGAGUUCGCUCGGGUUUUGACUACAAAUAUGGUUAUCAAUCUCUCGAGAAAUAGAUUUGAAGGUUAUAUUCCAAGUACUAUUGCAAGUCUGCUUGCACUUCGUACUUUGAACUUGUCUCAUAAUGGCUUGGAAGGGCUUAUACCGGCAUCACUACAACAUUUAUCUGUACUUGAAUCAUUAGAUCUCUCAUUCAACAAAAUUGGAGGAGAAAUUCCCCAACAACUUGCAUCUCUCACAUCACUUGAAGUCUUAAAUCUCUCUCACAAUCAUCUUGUUGGAUGCAUCCCCAAAGGAAAACAAUUUGAUACAUUUGAGAAGAGUUCAUACCAAGGGAAUGAUGGGUUACAUGGAUUCCCACUCUCAAAAGAUUGUGGCGGUGAUAAUAGGGUACCACAAGCGACAACUCCAUUUGUGCAAGAUCUAGGAGAAGAAGGAGAUUCAUCACCGAUCAGUUGGCAGGCGGUUCUCAUGGGUUACGGUUGUGGACUCAUUAUUGGACUGUCCAUGGUUUAUAUAAUGUUGUCUACUCAAAAUCCGGCAUGGUUUUCGAGGAUGUUUGAAGAAUUGGAACGCAUAAUUAACACGAGAAUGCAAAAGCAAAAGAAAAGAAAUUAG
Messenger RNA from Lycium ferocissimum, 2508 nucleotides. Its product is annotated as receptor-like protein 9DC3. The transcript has a single exon. The coding region runs from base 1 to 2508 and encodes 835 amino acids. Gene Ontology annotation, molecular function: protein binding. The record is from RefSeq and is a predicted model, not a curated record. Lineage: Eukaryota; Viridiplantae; Streptophyta; Magnoliopsida; Solanales; Solanaceae.